AUCCGGUCUAGUAAUGAUCCAGCCUGAGCGGUAUGAAAAAUGGCGGGGUCUACUUCGGAGUUCAUUCAUAGCAAUGUGCUAUUCCAAACACAGGACGGACGUCCACUUACAUUUUACUGCCUGCCAGGAGAGGUUAAAACCCAGAUACACCCUUUGGUCAAGCAUGGAGGUGGAAUAUUAACCAGUAGAGAUCGGGACGAAAACACUGUCAAACUGGCAGCAGAAGGACAGUCAGUAACUGGAGACAACAAUUAUUCCUACAGAUAUAUACUGGACUGUGUGGAGAAGAACACCUUACUACCUUUGGAAAACUAUAAAUUGAAGGGCAUGAGUUCUACAGUCUCCUCCUCCAAAAGAUCAGUGGCCAUGAAAGCUUCCGGAAAGGGUCGUGAGCCAUUCCUGAAGAGUGAGAAGGUAGCUAUAUUGAAGUAUGUGGCAGAGAACUCUGACCCAGGCAGACCAGUGGCUGGCAAUAAGAUAUGGAAGGAGAUGGAGCUGUAUAAGGUGACCAAACACUCCUGGCAUGCUAUGAGAGACCACUACCUGAAGCACCUGAAAGGCAAGGAGCACCUGUUCAAUAUGACAGACAGGUUGAAGUAUUCCAAGCUUCAGUUCAGGAUGGAUGAAAAUUCGACAAUGGAGGAUGAUGAUGAUGAUUUGGUGGAGCUUCAUAGUGGCGAUUCUGACAAAGAUGGCAACCUGGACAUAGACACAUUUGAUUCGUCUGCUGAGGAGCAGCAGGAUCCUGCUAACCUUACAGAAGACUCAGUUGUAACUAGUAGUUCCAAUAUUGGCCAAGAUCCCGCCCUGGUCAGCACACCUCUCACAAGAAGUCCACUAAGACCAGGACAGAAGGUCUGCCAGGUAGAAGGUGUCUGCGGCAGAGGUCUAGAGAUGACGGUUGUUGCUGGGGUCGGAGCACUGCAGUCUACCCCUGAUGUCCAGAGUAUGCUGUCAGCCUGCAGUACUACUAGUGAUGAUAUGGAUAACCAUCUGUCAGUCCUAGCAGUUGAUGUGAAAAAGGUGAAAGAAGAGGACACACCACCAGAGAAGAGAAUCAAGCUUCAUCAAAAUGAUGCCAAGGAUGGGGAAGAGCACGACAAACAUCAAGUAAAAGGUGUAGAUGGUGGGCGUAUACAAAAAGAACAGGAGGACGGUGGACAGAGGGAAGAUGGUGAGGAUAAACAGAAGGAAGAUGGUGAGGACGAACAGAUGGAAGAUGGUGAGGAUGGACAGAAGAAAGAUGGUGAAGAUGGACAGAAGAAUGAUGGUGAGGAUGAACAGAUGGAAGAUGGUAAGGAUGGACAGAUGGAAGAUAUUGAGGACAAACAGAAGGAAGAUGGUGAAGAUGGACAGAAGAAAGAUGGUGAAGAUGGACAGAAGGAAAAUGGUAAGGAUGAGCAGAAAGAGGGUGGUGAGGAUGGACAGAAGGAAGAUGGUAAGGAUGAACAGAAGAAAGAUGGUGAAGAUGAGCAAAAGGAAGAUGGUGAGGAUGGACAGAAAGUAGAUGGUGACGAUGAACAAAAGGAAAAUGGAACGAGGCAAAAUAAGCAGAAGAGGGAUGAGGAGGAUGAAGCUCACUUAUUGACUGUCCUGGAAGGAUGUGUGAAAAUCAAGGAGUUGAUGAUCGAGUUUGACAUUUCUCUGCUGAUGGCCACACGUGCACUGUACUACAACUGUGGACAUGUGGGCGCCACUAGAACAUUCCUCCGCACUGGCAGGAGACCUGAUGACAUUCCCAGGCCUGGAUGGAGUAGAGCUGAUGAGUCCCUGCACUUUGACAGUGUACAAGGAGAACCAAAAGAACUGAAUUCUGCAGAUGAACCCAGUUAGCGGGGCAGUGUGUACAAC
Messenger RNA from Branchiostoma belcheri (Belcher's lancelet), 1851 nucleotides. RefSeq names its product telomeric repeat-binding factor 2-interacting protein 1-like. Gene Ontology annotation, biological process: regulation of DNA-templated transcription; telomere maintenance via telomere lengthening. The record is from RefSeq and is a predicted model, not a curated record. The transcript is spliced from 11 exons. Gene Ontology annotation, molecular function: telomeric repeat DNA binding. Bases 40 to 1833 code for a protein of 597 amino acids. Gene Ontology annotation, cellular component: shelterin complex. NCBI's taxonomy places the organism in Eukaryota, Metazoa, Chordata, Leptocardii, Amphioxiformes, Branchiostomatidae.